Molecule: messenger RNA, 543 nt
Organism: Phycomyces blakesleeanus NRRL 1555(-)
Lineage: Eukaryota; Fungi; Mucoromycota; Mucoromycetes; Mucorales; Phycomycetaceae
Exons: 2
Coding region: 1-543 (180 amino acids)
Source: RefSeq, a predicted model, not a curated record
AUGCGGUUCAGACAAGUAGAUUCACCUUACCACAAAAAAAACGAAGAGCCAAAAGACACGGAUAUGCAGGAAGCAACCGUCAAGAAGGAAAGAAGCUCAACUUAUAACAUUUACACAAACGAAGAUCGACUACGAUUUUUAUUUUCCCUGCAUGAAAAGUUGAUGAACCCCACUGAGACAACUAAACUUGCCAACGUUAAUCCUGAAACUACGAGAAAGUGGAAGAGAGAGAGCGCAAAAAAGACCCUGAGAAGAAGAUACCCUUUAAAGAAAACAAAUCGUACAUCAAAUAGAGCGCCAAGUCAGCUAAAUGAGAGCUACAAAAUGUACUUUUUCAACUUUUUCGAUGAAAAUCCCUCAGUGGUUAUCCAGGAUGUAGUCAGAAUUUUGACCAAAGGCUUUGAAGAUUUGAAAAUAAAAAAGAGUAGGAUUACUGAAUUCAUGAAAGAGGAUUGUAAUCUAAGUAAAAAAGUUGUCUCCCGCCAUCCCAAGGACAGAAAUAAUCAAACGACCCUUGAGGCUCGCACAAACUCGAUUGAAUAA